AUGCAAAUAAUACUUCAAUGGAUUCCCUGUUGCGUCGGAAGAAAAGGUAACGAAAAUGCUGACAGGGCAGAUACAAAUGCAUUAAAGUCCCAGCAAACCAACACCAAACUGACACAUAAACCCAUUAUACGAUCGGUCAUCCACACCAACAUCAAACUGCCAAAUAAACCCAUUAUACGACCGGCCAUCCAAACCAACAUCAAACUGUCACAUAAACCCAUUAUACGACCGGCCAUUCAAACCAACAUCAAACUGUCACAUAAACCCAUUAUUCGACCCGCCAUCCAAACCAACAUCAAACUGUCACAUAACGAUCGGUCAUCCACACCAACAUCAAACUGCCAAAUAACCCCAUUAUACGACCGGCCAUCCAAACCAAUAUCAAACUGUCACAUAAUCCCAUUAUACGACCGGCCAUCCAAACCAACAUCUAACUGUCACAUAAACCCAUUAUACGACCGGCCAUCAAAACCAACAUCAACCUGCCACAUAAACCCAAUAUACGACCGACCAUCCAAACCAACAUCAAACUGUCACAUAAACCCAUUAUACGACCGGCCAUCAAAACCAAUAUCAAACUGUCACAUAAACGCAUUAUACGACCGGCCAUCCAAACCAGCAUCAAGCUGCAACAUAAACCCAUUAUACGACCUGCCAUCCACACCAACAUCAAACUGCCACAUAAACCCAUUAUACGCCCGGCCAUCAAAACCAACACCAACCUGCCACAUAAACCCAAUAUACGACCGACCAUCCAAACCAACAUCAAACAGUCACAUAAACCCAUUAUACGUCCCUCCAUCCAAACCAAUAUCAAACUGCCACAUAAACCCCGUAUACGACCGUCCAUCCAAACCAACAUCAAGCUGCCACAUAUGCCCAUUGUACUACCGCCCAUCACAUAAACCCAUUAUACGGCCGGCCAUCCAAACCAACAUCAACCUGCAACAUAAACCCAUUAUACGAAUACGACCGGCCAUCCAAACCAGCAUCAAGCUGCAACAUAAACCCAUUAUACGACCUGCCAUCCACACCAACAUCAAACGGCCACAUAAACCCAUUAUACGACUGGCCAUCCAAACCAACAUCAACCUGCAACAUAAACCCAUUAUACGAUCGGCCAUCCACACCAACAUCAAACUGUCACAUAAACCCAUUAUACGAUCGGCCAUACAAACCAACAUCAAACUGCAACAUAAACCCCGUAUACGACCGGCCAUCCAAACCAACAUCAAGCUGCAACAUAAACCCAUUAUACGACCGGCAAUCCACAGCAACAUCAACCUGCCACAUAAACCCAUUAUACGACCGGCCAUUCAAAAACAUCAAGCUGCAACAAACCCAUUAUACGACCGGCCAUCCACACCAACAUCAAACUGUCACAUAAACCAAUUAUACGACCGGCCAUUCAAACCAAUAUCAAACUUCCACAUAACCCCAUUAUACGACCGGCCAUCCAAACCAUAUCAAACUGACACAUAUACCCAACAUCAAACUGUCACAUAA
This is a messenger RNA of Mizuhopecten yessoensis (Yesso scallop), 1506 nucleotides long. RefSeq names its product proline-rich extensin-like protein EPR1. The transcript has a single exon. NCBI's taxonomy places the organism in Eukaryota, Metazoa, Mollusca, Bivalvia, Pectinida, Pectinidae. The record is from RefSeq and is a predicted model, not a curated record. The coding region runs from base 1 to 1506 and encodes 501 amino acids.